AUGACUGAGAAGAAACAAUUCAUUGCGACAGAACCAUGUGAUAAAAUCAAGUUCGUUGCGGAAUCGCAAGAUGAACAGAAGACGACUUUGAAAAUCACGAAUCAGAGUGAAAUGAAACAGGCAUUCAAAGUCAAAUGUACUCGAAACGAUCUAUUCCGUAUCAAACCAUCGACUGGAAUUCUCGAUUAUAACCAAACAAUCACUGUGAUCCUCAUUUACAAAGGUGGCCAAACAAAACCUCCGACUGAGAAACAACAAUUCGGAGUCUAUCACAUUCCCGCACCCGAGAAUUGCACUUGUGAAGGAGCAUGGGCGGAGCAUUAUGGACCACCACAAGGAGAACAUAAACUUAGAGUCGUCUGGAAUGAAUAA
This is a messenger RNA of Caenorhabditis briggsae, 372 nucleotides long. The transcript is spliced from 3 exons. NCBI's taxonomy places the organism in Eukaryota, Metazoa, Nematoda, Chromadorea, Rhabditida, Rhabditidae. Bases 1 to 372 code for a protein of 123 amino acids. The record is from RefSeq and is a predicted model, not a curated record.